UUAAUUGUUUUAAAAAUUUUAUAUAGCCAAAAAGUAACCAUAUAAUGAAUACAGGAGUUCCGCAGCUAUCAUCAAAGCCUGCAACAAUAUUUUUGAUAGAUCCAAACAUUACUGAAGCACACACUCUUAAAGAAUGGUAAUGCUUAUGCAAAUAAAAUCCUUCCUAAUGUAAUUUUGAAAAAAAAUAAUACAUGUCUUAAAUAUAGGAUGACAGGGAAGGGGAAAAUUAUGAGAAACUGAUGCAGCAGACCCCAUCGAAGCUAAUGAGAAGGUCUAAGAAGAUUAUGCUUGGUGAUAUAAUCACAUAUCAACAGUUACGAAACAUGUAUUUUAUUAUAUUGGUUAAGAUAUUAACAAGAUAAAUAAUAAUAAAUUUUGAAUUUAUAACUUGAUUGCUAUUUUUUAGAAUAUGUAUUCCUACUUUAAAGCGGAGAUAUCAGCAAUAAUCAAUCCAGAAUCACCUUGUUACACCGCAUGCAAGAGUUGUCAAAGAAAGGUUUUUGUUGAAGACAUCAUAACUAACUGCAACAGUUGCAAUACUGAAGAUGCGGAAUGGGAAAUAAAGUACCUUAUGCGAUUGGAAGUUAAAGAUCAUAUCGACAAGGCAUAUGUUACACUUUUCGAUGAACCUCGGUAUCUAACUGGUUGUUCAGCUGAAGAAUAUGUAGAUUCAUUUAAUGAAGAAGGAAAGGAGAACUUAUCACCUAUGUACCAGAAAAUGAUGAGCUGUUGCGACAAAGAAUAUCUUUUCUUGGUAAAAAUGAAUAGGAAAGAUGAAGAGAAAAGAAUUGAGGGAAGAAUAACCGCUCAAGAAUUAUGCAGCCGAAACAACUUCGAACCAAUAGAAUGUGAUGAAGAUGAAGAUUCAAAGGACAUUUCACUGAAGCGAAAGAGUAUGACAAGCCUGAAAAAAGAUAUGAACAAUAGAAAGUUCAUGAAUAAUAAAAAUAUUAAAAUAGAAAGUGAGAAGUGAUACAUCAUUUAUAGCACUAUGAUGAAUACACUUAAUUAUGUUUAUUUAAACUAAUAUGUCGAGGAUAUUGCACCUGUGUUGAUUUUAAUAAGUACAUUUUAAAUAGUGUUUGUUUGUUUAAAGUAUUAUGAGUCAAACAUAUCCUAUGUAACAAUGAAAGUUUUUCUGUUAAUUUGCUCUUUUCUUCAAUUGGGAAGCCAUCAACCUGCAAGUUGGCAUUAGCUUUAUUGAUCACUUUUUAAUAAGAAUUUCCUAUUUUUAUAGUAAAGAAUAUAUAACUAAUUUGAUUCGGUGUUAUUUGCAAUGAGUUUAUGUGAGGUUCACUGAUUUUUGCAGUCAUCUUAAUAUGCAUCACGUGCAACGCACGUAUGGUAUACUAAAAACAUUUAAAAACAUAUGUGCUUUUAUAGAAUGCCAUAUUAGAUCUUCGACAUUUUCAAAUUUGGGUAAAUGUGCAUUAAGUACACAAAUGACAAUGCUUCACAUUUGUUCUUAGCUCUUGAAUUAUGAAGUAGUUGAUAAUUCCAGUCAUCCUCUUUAAUAGGACUUUGUUCCAUCAUAACACUAUUCUUUAUGUAUUUUCAAUUUUGUAAUAACUUAAAAUUUCAAAUAUGAAGGAUAAGGAUGGACCGGAGCUGAGUAUGUGGUAUGAGUUGGUGAUUAUAUAAAUGUAGGAACAGCUGGAAAUGAAGUUAUGUAUAAAUCUAUAUCUAUAUCUAUAUCUAUAUCUAUAUCUAUAUAAAAUACAGCUGAAUUAAACAAUACCCCAAAUCCAGACAUAAGAGUAAGAAUAUUGUUGAUGUAAGCAGA
This is a messenger RNA of Asparagus officinalis (garden asparagus), 1783 nucleotides long. RefSeq names its product replication protein A 70 kDa DNA-binding subunit B-like. Lineage: Eukaryota; Viridiplantae; Streptophyta; Magnoliopsida; Asparagales; Asparagaceae. The coding region runs from base 410 to 973 and encodes 187 amino acids. The record is from RefSeq and is a predicted model, not a curated record. The transcript has 3 exons.